GUCAACGACAUUCGCACAUAACUUGGUACAAGAUGGCGUGCGAUGAUCAUUACGUUUAUGUAUAUGAAGACGCAUAUAGUUCAGACGAUGAAGAUUUGACAGACGCUUUGGUUACGGGAAUUGUUGCUGACGCCUUCCGACAGGAAGACGAGGAAGGCAACCAAAACACGAAUCCACAUUUUCAGGACGAGAUGUGCACCCCGACCAGCAGUGACAUUGACGCGAGCCUGCACAUUAGGCAUCAGUGUUCUGAGGAGCGUUUUCCAACGAUCACAAUAACGGAGAUUACGGAUGCGGGUGAUACCUUACAGUCUGCUUCUAACGAUGACAGUACCAUCCGUCGCACCGUUAGUGAAGGUACCCUCCCCGAGAAAACCGUAAGAUUUCCCGCAGUAACACCCACAGUGCCACGCCAGGACAAGAAAACAUACCCAACCACUCCGAAAUACGUGAACCGGAAUUUGGGUCCGUCACUGAGUCCACUCAAACUGCAGGCAAACGACACUUCGUCAUUUAGCAAGGACCAGACGACAGGUUUGACGUGUCUCGGCUGUUUCCCAGAGAGCCCUGGGGACACGUCCCCCCAUAAUUCCUCCCCCUGUUCGCCCGCCCCCCUCACGGAUCCGAUAAAAGAUGCCGAAGCCCAUAUGGUGGCUCUAGAGGAGAACCUUAUCAAACUGAACUGUGUUCUUGCUCACGUUGAAGACGCGGUGGGUCUUCUGAAGACGGCAGCAGAAACCUCAGUAACUUCUGAUACACAAACAGACUCCGACAACCCACCAGAAACGGGCAGUUUGAAGGAUGAUGUUAAGCAGAGCGAGUUUGAACAGGACUUUCAAGAUGUACUAGACUUGCUACAAGGCGUCAAUAUGAAAUGGACAAUUCACAAGAAAAACCUUGAAGAGUUGCUGAAUGAAGCCGAAAGGCGAGAGGAAGACCAUGUUAUCACUGGGAAGCGCGCCAAGCAGCAGAAGGACCUCAUCCUGAAACUGAAGCACGAGCGGCGUGCCCUGGAGCUGUGCCUGGAGGACAGGGAGUUUGAAUGGAUGACGGUCAAGAAGAGCAUCAGGGCCGACUCCAACUACCUCAAGAACGUUUUGAGAGAAGCGGAGCAGUCCAGAGACACGGGGGCACUGUGGAGAGUUCUCGACUCCCUGUUGCACGUGCAGUUCGACCGAGAGAAAGCAAUUGCCAUUGACUCCGCCAAACAGAACAAGAUUAACGAGCUCCACCUGCUGAUCUGCCGACAACAGCUCCACCUGGCGGAGGUUGAAGAGAGGAACAGACAACUCGCGUGGGAACUGCAGCAGGUGACGGGACACGCCCAGAUGUCGUCCCGGGACUGUAACGCGUCCUGCCUGGCAGACGUCCUGUACUGCGACCACACCCUGUACAUGCCCAACUGCUCCACCAACCCCGAGUUCGCCACCCUGCAGACCUACAGGAUUGGAGGGACUCACCAAAAUCUUCGUCAUGACAACGAACACGUGUUCGAUGGAUCCAGGCUGUACUCCCUGAAGGGCGACAGAUGGGACACGCCACAGGAAUUGGCUGAGUUUGACCACGCCAUUCUGAAGGAGUUAACAGAGACAGGGCCCGGAAGCAGGAACUUCCGGUUUGAGGAAACGUCAGUGUAACUGUGACCUGUCUACCCGAGCCAGGUGCCUGCACCUCAUCGCCAGUACCAACUGAUUGUCCCUUAACAUUCGCCCCUUAGCUGCAAGCCAAGAGACGCUUCUGUUGAAAACUCAACGGAAUACGUCGGCCCCGAUCACGGUCUACUCUUGUAAGGCUCCGGCGCUGCCUCUGAACACGAUCGACCGUUUCUGCUGAAAUUGUCUCUUUUGUGGUUACGGAAAGGGGCGAAGUUUCCCGAGUGCGGUCGCUACCAGAUCGCCAUCCGAUCGCUAUGGAGGCGAUGCAAAUCCUCACUGUUGCGAUUCUUGUAAAGCAGGUUUUUGGUGUAUCUCUUUGGAAUUUUCCUCAAAACAUUGGUGACUUCAGGUAAUCUUUUGUUUUGGUAUUAUACCCCGUGUCAUUAUUUAUUGACGGUCACGCAGAUAAUAAGAAAUAAACGUAUUCAACAAACGUCGCAUUUUCAACUUCCAAAAGUGAUGUUCAGUUGCAUCUGGAAUGAACUAUUUAAAACCCCCAUUGACUGUUACUUGUCAUGUACUGCACAUGCACGGGCUAAACCACUGGUUGCGUUCAGGGGUGCGUUUGGGUAGCUUUUCCAUCCCCUACAAUCUUGCACUUUUCAUUGUUUUAACUGUCGCCCAUUUUUCAGUUUCAUAAAAGCAUCCACUCAGUGUGACAUAGGCAUAAACAACAUGUUCUUCGACUGUUAAUCACAUUGUCAACAUACUCAGACCUAUGGACGCCUGUUGGCAUAUGUUCAUGGUCGACAUCCAACAUAUCGAGGUGACCUUCAAUAAUUACGCUGAGUUUACGUCAAUCAUACCAAUACGUGUCGCCUCGUUUGGUGUUCGACAUGUUUACAGUGUGUCUGUACCAUGUGUAUUAUUGUUAAAGGCUCUGGCAGGCCAGGGCCAAUGUGCACGCAAAUCUAUUUCCGCGAAGUAUGACACAUGGCGCACGCCAGCAUUGAAUCUGUUUAAACUGUUUGCACCAUGUGGAUUAAACUGUUACCUGGUA
This is a messenger RNA of Haliotis rufescens (red abalone), 2655 nucleotides long. RefSeq lists its product as uncharacterized. The coding region runs from base 33 to 1637 and encodes 534 amino acids. The record is from RefSeq and is a predicted model, not a curated record. NCBI's taxonomy places the organism in Eukaryota, Metazoa, Mollusca, Gastropoda, Lepetellida, Haliotidae. The transcript is spliced from 7 exons.